Molecule: messenger RNA, 917 nt
Organism: Hordeum vulgare subsp. vulgare (domesticated barley)
Lineage: Eukaryota; Viridiplantae; Streptophyta; Magnoliopsida; Poales; Poaceae
Product: non-specific lipid-transfer protein EPAD1-like
Exons: 3
Coding region: 1-648 (215 amino acids)
Source: RefSeq, a predicted model, not a curated record
AUGGAGAGAACACACCGCCUGCUGCUCGUCGCGGGGCUCCUCGCCGCGCUGCUCCCGGCGGCGGCCGCCACCUUCGGGCCGCAGCCGGGGGCGCCGUGCGACCCCGCGCUCCUGGCGACUCAGGCCGCGCUCUUCUGCGCCCCCGACAUGCCCACCGCCCAGUGCUGCGAGCCCGUCGUCGCCGCCGUCGACCUCGGGGGCGGCGUCCCCUGCCUCUGCCGCGUCGCCGCCGAGCCGCAGCUCGUCAUGGCCGGCCUCAACGCCAGCCACCUCCUCAAGCUCUACACCUCCUGCGGCGGUCUCCAGGACGGUGCCCGCCUCGCCGCCGCCUGCGAAGGACCCGCACCCCCGGCCGCCGUCGUCAGCAGCCCACCACCACCCCCGCCACCAUCGCCAGCACCUCGCCGCAAACAGGCAGCACACGACGCGCCUCCACCGCAGCCGUCGAGCGAGAAGCCAUCGUCCCCGCCGCCCCAGGAGCAUGCCGGCAACGCCAAGGCCGCACCCAACCAGGCGGCUACUUCCCCGCUCGCGCCCGCUGCCGCCACCGCCCCGCCGCCCCAGGGGCCACACUCCGCCGCGCCGUCGUCCGAGACGGCCUUCAUCUUCGCCGCCACGGCCAUACUCGCCAUCUACAUCAUCCUCUGAAGGGCCUACCCCAAAUGCAGUAGCCUACUUGUCGUCUGAUUCCGUUUCAUGCUUGUCCCCAUUUGUUGAGGUUCGUUUCUGCAGUCCGAACAAGACGGUGGGAUUUUGACCGGGUACCCAUAUUUCUAUGUCGCGCGUACUAGUACUAGUAGUAGCUGUCAGCAGACGAAUGAACAUUGGGUUUUGGGAUUCCUCUAGCUGAUGAACCACUGCUAUUUGCUAUGUUAUCGAUGGAUAUGAUCUGAAUGGAUGGGUGAAGUUUUGGUUUC